ACAAAAUCCAGUGCUGUCCUUUGUUGUAGUUGAGAAACUUUCUAUUGCUUUCCUCGCCUUUCCUCUGUUUUGUAGCCUGGAACCUUAUCCGUUUCCGUAAGAGAGAAGGUGAUUGUCACUUCGUGAGGACUUCUAACGGGAGCGAGAACCUGCAUGAUCAGCUAUUUCUCAACAUGAAGCUACUGUUUUAAUCAUCGAGAGGAUCGUAUGAGUUAAUGUUCAGUCCAAGAGGAGCGACUCACUCUGAGAGUAACGGACAUGAACAGUGCUGCUGUUUUGAAUGUUUCGAAGCUCUGUCUAGGAACCAUGACUUUCGGGGAACAAAAUUCUUAUGAAGAUGCUCGCGAGCAGCUAAACUUUGCAAGAGAAUCCGGAAUCAAUUUUUUCGACGUUGCCGAGAUGUAUCCAGUUCCUCAGCGAGCCGAGUCUCAAGGUAAAUCAGAAAUAUAUCUUGGACGAUGGUUAAAAGAAGCACAAGUGUCUCGGGAACGAGUUCUGGUGGCAACAAAGGCCACCGGACCCUCGGGUCAAAUGACAUGGAUUCGCGGAGGCCCUACAUCCCUUGAUUCCAAAAACAUUGAACAAGCUAUCGAUGGGAGUUUGAAGCGCCUAGGCUGUGAUUACAUUGACCUAUAUCAACUUCACUGGCCCGAUAGGUAUGUACCUAUGUUUGGUGACAUUGAUUAUGAUCCGACGGCCAGUUACGCACCGGUGCCAAUCGAAGAGCAGCUUGAGGCACUUAGCAGAGCCAAAGAGGCAGGAAAGAUUAUUCAUGUUGGUGUGAGCAAUGAAACCGCAUACGGUGUCAUGGAGUUCUGCCGGUUGGCGGAUUCGAAGUCGCCACUUCCUCGUAUUGUUUCUAUACAGAAUGCGUAUAAUCUUCUCUGUCGGACCUUCGAUUCUACAUUAGCAGAAUGCUGUCACCACCACCAUGUAAGGUUGUUGGCGUACAGCCCUCUUGCCAUGGGUUUGCUCUCUGGGAAAUACCUUACCCCUGAAAGGGGUCCGAAAGACGCACGUCUCAACCUUUACAGAGGGCGCUAUGCAGAGGCCGAAUCCCGAUAUAGUUUUUCAAAGCCAAACUGUAUACCAGCUGUGACUACACAUCUGAUGGCUUUUGUGAAAGCGUUGGUUUCGCUGCUAUUUGCCACUAUGCGCUCUGCCUCCGAGCUUAUGUGGAUAUCGCCAGAAGACACGGUAUCAGUCCAGUAGCCUUAGCGAUAGGCUUUGUCUUGCGGAACCCUCUCAUAAUGAGUACUGUAAUUGGAGCGACGAAGCUAUGGCAGCUCAAGGAGAUAGUAGAAGCUUCUGAGGUUAAGCUGACCGCAGAAGUGCUUUCAGAAAUCAACUCUGUCCAUGAACGGUAUCCCAAUCCUACACCGUAAUAUAAUUCGAGAAGUUGCAUUUACUACCGCUCACAUUAUUCACCUAGCAUUUGGAAGAUUGAGUCUUCAUGAUCAGUCCCUGAGAUUGUCAAAUUUGAAGUAAGUUUUUCUUUAGGUGAAAUUUUCUAACUGUAGGAUGAAUCUUUUGUUACAAGUGGAGAAAGCGGAAAUCUUCAUGUUUGAAAACCACAAUGGUUCUGGCGAAAAGAAAACACGGGAAUUGAAGCUCUCUUUCAGCAGAGUCGAACUUACCUGUAAGGCAAAUGUACCUGGUACCUAAACCGAGGGAUAACGCUUGAAAUUUGUCUGGGAAGAAU
Molecule: messenger RNA, 1702 nt
Organism: Marchantia polymorpha subsp. ruderalis
Lineage: Eukaryota; Viridiplantae; Streptophyta; Marchantiopsida; Marchantiales; Marchantiaceae
Source: the annotation of a GenBank genome assembly